AUGUGUUGGGAGAUUUAUUAUAGUUGUGCCAGUGAUCCAUAUCCCGGAAUGACGCCUGUGGAAGUGCAUCAGAAGGUUCGAGAAGGGUAUCGAAUGCAAAUUCCCGAGAAUGCUCAUCCGCAAAUUGAGAAGAUUAUUCAGAGUUGCUGGCUGGAAAACCAAGCGGACCGCCCGUCGAUGGCUGACAUCGCGGUACAAUUUCAACGUGUCACUCUCAUCGCUCGACCCAAUUUUGAGCAACAGGGAAAAGAGCUGGAGUUGUUUGGAUUACUGUAUAUUCAAAAUAUUCAAUUUCAGAUUCUGAACAACCUUCGUGUUCCAAGGGGAAGAAAUAUGAGCAAUGAGGCACCGAAAACUGCUACUUGA
This is a messenger RNA of Caenorhabditis briggsae, 366 nucleotides long. The record is from RefSeq and is a predicted model, not a curated record. Gene Ontology annotation, molecular function: transmembrane receptor protein tyrosine kinase activity. Gene Ontology annotation, cellular component: signaling receptor complex. The transcript has 2 exons. Gene Ontology annotation, biological process: multicellular organism development; cell surface receptor protein tyrosine kinase signaling pathway; protein phosphorylation. NCBI's taxonomy places the organism in Eukaryota, Metazoa, Nematoda, Chromadorea, Rhabditida, Rhabditidae. Bases 1 to 366 code for a protein of 121 amino acids.